AUGAGCGGUGAGAAGAAACGUUCUCGGUGGCGUCGUGCAUUACCAUUACGUGAGGAAAGUCGUCGGGUCAACUCGAAAUCUUCGACAACAACCACCAAAACACAAGAAGAGAAACAUACAGAGAAUAUUCAACGUAAAUGGUACAAAAAGCCGAAUGAUAACGCUGAUCAGGCGCAUGAUGUGGCUGUUGAUGACGAUGAUGAUGACGAAGAUAACGAUGAACGUAUUCGACUAUCAUUAUUAUUACCUAAUGAAACGAUUUCCGAAAAAAUCGAUCGUGUUAUUAGAAAAAUUGAUGCAUGGACAAAUGAAACAUCAACAACACGAACAAGAACAACCACAAGAACAACAAAUAAUAAUACAACAAUUAAACAGCAAACAUCUUUCAAUCAAACGAAUGCUCCAGUAUUUAAUUACGAUAAAAUUUAUCGAAGACAAUAUCCGACGAGUCAACCCAAACCUACUUACACUUCGUUAAUUAAUUCCUUUCGGCGACGAUGUUCAUCAUCAACAUACAGCGAUCAAUCAAUAAAUAAAAUCCACCAAAUAUCAAGUCAUCGACCAUAUUCAAUGACAUUCAUCGAUGAACCAUUGCCAAUGACAAACUUACAUGAUCAUCAAUCUUUUUACGAAAAACCAACACGAUCGAUGAGAACAUUUCAGCGGCAAAGUUCACUGGAACCUAAUCAAUAUCAAUAUCAACGUCAAUCGAACUAUCCGACGACGAUACACCCGACUUCGCGUUCAUCAAUGUACGGCUCAGACUUUUUCUUUCCACCGACCUGCGAACAGGAACAACAUGAUUACGAUAAUUUGACAUUUACCGAAAAUUCAUCUCGGCACAAUUACGAACCAUUUCCAACAAUUCUUCUCGAUUGUCAACGCUGCAGUCGAAGUGUCGAACGAACAUCGUUACGUGACAUGUCAUGUCAAGUACCAUCGGACGACGAAACCUAUGAAGAUGUGACAGUCAAACAACGAAAUACCUCCAGAUCAUCACCGGUUUAUGCGUCGCCACAAUCAUCACCCAAAUCUUGUCAUCCACCGUUAGCCGAUACUCUGCUAGCACCAUACCACUCACAUCGAAAGAAUUCACAAUCAUCUUAUGCAAAUGCGCAUAGUCGUUCGAGAUCAGUACCUUCAUCUUCUUCGCCGACAGCGUCAUCCACGGAGAGUCGACCACCGCAUGUGUUACCUUCGUUUAGUCCACUAACCCUCACGUCUGAUUCGAACCUUGUUCCGUCAACAAAUACAUUACUUCAAUCGAUAAAAACUUCGAUUUAUGCAAUGAGAAAACGUCUCAAAGAUAUUCGGCGUUUGUCCGAAUGGGAUUCCAAUGUGACAAUCGUCUUAGACGAUUAUACUGCACGUAGUCCACAAGAAUUAACUGUAAGCAAAGGACAGCACGUACGAAUAGUUCAAAGACAGCUGUCACAUGCGCCGGAUUGGUGUCUCAUACGCGUCCUGAACGAUCACCAUCAACACCAUCACCAUCACAAUCAAUCGAGUCCGUCUUCACUCGCUGCGUCGUCGACAACGAUCACAAAUGUGGUGCCCGACUUAUCGUUACCUUCGAAAUAUAGCGAAGGACUCGUUCCUGUCGCGAUUCUGAAAUUGACCAAGGCGUCCUCGUCGAAUCUUCAACUACCGCCACCAUUAACUCUUCCAAUAAUUACCAAUAAAAGUGAACAAGGUAAUUUUAUUUGCGUUUUCUCAGGCGGAAUCUACAAUUAG
Molecule: messenger RNA, 1734 nt
Organism: Adineta ricciae
Lineage: Eukaryota; Metazoa; Rotifera; Eurotatoria; Adinetida; Adinetidae
Source: the annotation of a GenBank genome assembly